Messenger RNA from Amaranthus tricolor (Joseph's coat), 1515 nucleotides. Its product is annotated as delta(7)-sterol-C5(6)-desaturase-like. Bases 236 to 1102 code for a protein of 288 amino acids. Lineage: Eukaryota; Viridiplantae; Streptophyta; Magnoliopsida; Caryophyllales; Amaranthaceae. Gene Ontology annotation, molecular function: oxidoreductase activity; iron ion binding. Gene Ontology annotation, biological process: lipid biosynthetic process. The record is from RefSeq and is a predicted model, not a curated record. The transcript is spliced from 3 exons.
ACCCAAACAACCCCUAAUUAUCGCUCUACCUCCACUUUGAAAACUCUUUUACUCCAGCUUUUCUGUCUGCUUCAUCAGUUAACAACAUUUAAUCAAAAAGUACAAAACUUUUUCCCUCUUUUGACUUGUGAUUUUCUGGGUUUUUUCUUGUGACUCCAAAAAAUAUAAAAUUAAAUUCAUCUCACCAAUAUCUAUCUAAUAAAUAACUUUGUAUACCAAAAAAAAAUCAUUGAAAAUGAUGGUGGGAAAUAUUUCCAGUAGUGUGGAUGAAUAUAAGGCGUUGUUCGUUGAAGAGACAAGUUUUUAUAAUCGGAUAUUCUUGGGAAGUAUUUUACCCCCUAUUUUGUGGGAAAAUCUUCCCCAUUUCUUCCAAACAUGGCUUAGAAACUACAUUGGUGGAAGUUUAUUGUAUUUGGGAUCUGGAUUUCUUUGGUGCUUUGUUAUUUACUAUUGGAAGCGCAAUCUCUACAUUCCUAAAGAUUGCAUUCCAUCAAAAAAAGCAAUGAUUUUACAAAUAUGUGUAGCAAUGAAGGCCAUGCCAUGGUACACACUUCUACCAACAUUUUCAGAGCAUGUAAUUGAAAUGGGAUGGACAAGAUGUUUUCCAAGGAUAAGUGAUGUUGGUGUACCAACUUACUUGGGAUACAUUCUCAUUUACCUUUUAAUUGUGGAAUUUGGGAUUUAUUGGGCACAUAGAGAAUUACAUGACAUUAAACCUCUUUACAAGUAUCUUCAUGCAAUUCAUCAUAUUUACAACAAGCAAAAUACUCUUUCCCCUUUUGCAGGUCUUGCAUUUCAUCCCCUUGAUGGUAUUAUCCAAGCUAUACCUCAUUUCUUAGCACUAUUUCUUGUGCCAAUACACUUUACAACCCACAUAACCCUCAUUUUCAUAGAAGGCUUAUGGACAGCCAAUAUUCAUGAUUGCAUUCAUGGCAAAGUAUGGCCGGUGAUGGGCGCCGGCUACCACACCAUCCACCACACCACAUACCGGCAUAACUAUGGUCAUUAUACAUUAUUGAUGGAUUGGAUUUUCGGAACCCUUCGAGACCCUACACUCGACGAUGAUGACUUCGAGUUUAACAAAUCGAAGAAGGUUUGCUAAUGUAUUAUACAGUAACAACGCCAAAACUUUAAUUUUAAAAGAUUAAGAUUGGCGAUAUUCAAAUUAGGGAUUGCAUUUGGUUAAAUGUUUAAUUUCUUAUUGUAUCAAUGUAUAUUCUUUUUGGUGUGGGUGGGGGAUAUAGUCAUUAAUUUAUUUCAAAAUUGAAAAAUAUAUCUCUUAGGAAGGAUUAAAAAUUUAAAAUACAUUAGGACUUUGGGAAAUUCUAGCUUUAGUUUGUGAAAUCAAAUUGUCUAGUUUGUGCAAACAAAUUGUUGUAAAUUCCAAUGUGCAUUGAGCUUCUUUCGUUCAUAAACAUUUUUUUGUUUUACUAUGUUAAUGUUAUGUAUGUAUCUAUGUAGUAUUUGAGAGAAAAUAAAACUUUUUAUACUUGUAAGAAUUUCUCUAUUAAAUUA